Molecule: messenger RNA, 1506 nt
Organism: Boleophthalmus pectinirostris (great blue-spotted mudskipper)
Lineage: Eukaryota; Metazoa; Chordata; Actinopteri; Gobiiformes; Gobiidae
Gene: pdap1a
Product: pdgfa associated protein 1a
Exons: 6
Coding region: 138-620 (160 amino acids)
Cellular component (GO): cytosol
Molecular function (GO): RNA binding
Source: RefSeq, a predicted model, not a curated record
GCGGAGUUCAUUUCCUGUGAUUGCGGCGCUACACGGCAAGCGGGAGCAACGAGCAGUGGAUUUUUACUACUACCCGUUCGUCACUUAAAUACCUCCUUUAUUUUCGGGAAUCGUGUGGAUCUGUCUGAGUGUCAGUCAUGCCGCGUGGUGGAAAAAAGGGCCACAAAGGCCGGGGGAAGCAGUUCAGCAACCCAGAGGAGAUAGACCGACAAAUGCGGGCUCAAAGAGAGAUGGAAGAGGCAGCUGGAGCAGAGAAGGGCAGUGCUUCAGAGUCUGAAGACGACAGCAGCAGUGAAGAUGAAUCUGAAAACAGGAAAAGGAGUGGGGUCGAAGGUCUUAUUGAAAUCGAGAAUCCCAACCGCAUCUCUCAGAAGAGCAAGAAGGUGACAGAGCUAGAGGUCGAGGCACCAAAGGAGCUGUCGCGCCGAGAGAGAGAGGAGAUAGAGAAGCAGAAGUCAAAAGAACGCUACAUGAAGCUGCAUCUUGAGGGGAAGACAGAUCAGGCCAGGGCUGAUCUGGCUCGACUGGCUAUCAUCAAGAAACAGAGAGAGGAGGCUGCCAAGAAGAGAGAAGAACUCAGGAAGGAAAAAGAAGCCGAAGAAGCCAAAGGAAAGCGUUAGCCCAUCACCGUACAACAUGCACACGCGUCUCAGGGGAUGGAGAAAGACUGAAGAUGCAUAUCAGAGAGGGACCAAACUGAGCGCUGUCAUGGCAGGGUGCUCCUCGCUCCCUGUCCCUCAAAGUCAUCCUGAGGGUUCCCCAGGAUGGCGCUCAGAUCCAGGACAACAGGUGGAGCGAUGGCGGACUAAGUGGAAAGCAGCUGUUGGGAUUCCUCUUCUUCGAUGACUCCUGAGUAACGGAGGAGGCAAUCUUAGGUUUUCCAAGAGUUGAACAACCCUUUUUUCUCUAUCCUCUCCACAGGGUUUUAAUUGUAAAGCUGCUGAAGUUCUUUCCAUUCCUCCAUUCUAUACAUUUUACAGGUUUACUCAGUGACCGGUUUUACAGUGAGCGUCCCUCAGGAUGUUUUUGGUGCUUUAACUUCAUUUAGUCAGGUUUUCAAAAUAAGUGCAUUUGGACUAUGGUAUUCAUUCAAUUCUUCUCAAAAUACAUUGUUAAGUUCAAGUAAUGAGACAGAGCUACUUACUUCAUGACCAAACUGACCUGUUAGCAUUUUAUUCAAAACUUUAACAAAGUUGGCACAUUACAUAUUUUAGAAUGUCAUAUCAUGUUUUCUACAGUUAACUUUUCCCAGUUUAUGACAGUAUUAGUCACUUUACAGAGAAACUUUUUUUUUUUUUUUUUUCAAAUAAUUUUUCAGAAAUGAGCUUAAAACUUGUCCAUCUUUCCUUUAUGUAUCCAAUCAAAAUAUUACUUGAAUUGCCUGCAAUAAAAAAACAAAAACAAACUAUUACUAUUAUUGUGCUGAUUAUUCAAGCCUUGUUCACUUUGUUGACAGAACCAUAUAUAAUAAACAUUGCAUUUUUUUCAAGUUUGAUAGUUAAUAAA